Gossypium raimondii (Peruvian cotton) is the source of this 1505-nucleotide messenger RNA. RefSeq names its product cyclin-D3-3. Gene Ontology annotation, molecular function: cyclin-dependent protein serine/threonine kinase regulator activity. The record is from RefSeq and is a predicted model, not a curated record. Gene Ontology annotation, biological process: mitotic cell cycle phase transition; regulation of cyclin-dependent protein serine/threonine kinase activity. The transcript is spliced from 4 exons. Gene Ontology annotation, cellular component: cytoplasm; nucleus; cyclin-dependent protein kinase holoenzyme complex. Bases 141 to 1223 code for a protein of 360 amino acids. NCBI's taxonomy places the organism in Eukaryota, Viridiplantae, Streptophyta, Magnoliopsida, Malvales, Malvaceae.
AUAUAUAUACAUACCCAGAUUCAAACUAUUGUAGAAGUUGAUGGAAGAGUGAAACAGAAAAAAAAAUGAGAUUGAGAUUUGCUUUGCUUUUUAUGAUAUUAUAAUGAAAGGAGAGUAUUUAAGUUGUUCUUUGAAAACCCAUGGCUCAGCAUAUUCAAAUCCCAUCACCAUUGAUUCUCCAGAAGCUGUAUUGCGAAGAAGAAGAAAGCUUUGAAGACGACAAUGGAAGUGAAAUUUGUGUUGAAACAGUGAAAAAAGAGACAUUUUUACCUUCAUUCUUCAUUGAAAAUGAUUAUUUCUUUGAACAAGACGAUGAGUUGUUUGUUUUAAUGUCUAAAGAGAAACAGACCCACCAUGGGUACAUUGAUGUUAACUUAAACAAGCCACUGGUUUUAGCUCGAAAACAAGCUUUGGGGUUGUUUUUCAAGGUCAAAGAACACUAUGGGUUCAAUGCUUUAACCAUGGUUCUUGCUGUGAAUUACUUCGAUAGGUUCAUUUCAAGCUUGAAACUUCAACAAGAUAACCCAUGGAUGAGUCAAUUAGCUGCUGUUGCUUGUUUAUCUUUAGCUGCUAAAGUUGAAGAAACUCAAGUACCACUCCUUUUAGAGCUUCAAGUGGAAGAAUCAAACUAUGUUUUUGAUUCAAAAACUAUACAAAGAAUGGAGCUUUUAGUGUUAUCAACUCUUCAAUGGAGGAUGAACCCUAUAACACCAAUUUCCUUCUUUAAUCACAUUACAAGUAGACUUGGAUUGAAGUCUCAUUUACAUUUUGAGUUCCUUCAUAGCUGUGAACAUUUGCUUCUUCUUGUCAUUACUGAUUCAAGGUUCAUGCUUUAUAUACCUUCAAUCUUAGCUGCUGCAACAAUGCUACAUGUUAUUAAAGAUAUUGAACCAUGUCAUUACCUCGAAUAUCAAAAACAACUCAUUGGUGUACUCAAGAUAUGUGAGGAUGAAGUAAAUUCGUGCUACGAGCUCAUCUCGGAGUUACUGGAAAGCCGAGGCCACAAAAGUAAGCGUAGAUUGGUCCCGAGCCCGAGUAGUCCUAAUGGUGUCAUUGAUGCAUCUUUCAGCUGUGAUAACUUGGUUGAUUCGUGGGCUGUGACAACGUCUUCGGUUUCGUCAUCGUCGUAUCCACAAUUCAAAAGGAGUAGAGCACCGGACCAGCAAAUGCGGCUGCCGUCGGUAAACCGUAUGUUUGUCGAUCCGGUUAGUCGUCCCCCUUAAUAGUAAUAAGUAGUACUAUUAGACAUGUCAUUUGUAGGAUUCCUUUUGCGUAUAUUGUUGGUUAUUGUUCCUAAUGUAUGAUCUGUAUGUGUUUAGUUAUUUAUUGCCUUCCUAAAAAUUGGCUAUAACAUGGGCCGGAAAUUGAUCGAUAUCGUUCGUUGGACCGUCGUAGUCGGUUUCUCUGUUUUCCGAUAGAACGAAAUGCAUGUUCUUUUAUGAUUCCUCCAAUGUAUGAUUGUUGAACAAAACAUGCAUCAAUGACAUUCCCUGCAUCUGCAAAUA